Messenger RNA from Indicator indicator, 351 nucleotides. It is a transcript of the gene SST, whose product is annotated as somatostatin. Gene Ontology annotation, molecular function: hormone activity. The record is from RefSeq and is a predicted model, not a curated record. Gene Ontology annotation, biological process: regulation of cell migration. The transcript has 2 exons. NCBI's taxonomy places the organism in Eukaryota, Metazoa, Chordata, Aves, Piciformes, Indicatoridae. Gene Ontology annotation, cellular component: extracellular region. Bases 1 to 351 code for a protein of 116 amino acids.
AUGCUGUCGUGCCGCCUCCAGUGCGCCCUGGCCCUGCUGUCCAUCGCCCUGGUCCUCGGCACCGUCUCGGCCGCCCCCUCGGACCCGCGGCUCCGGCAGUUCCUGCAGAAGUCCCUGGCUGCCGCCGCCGGGAAGCAGGAACUGGCCAAAUACUUCUUGGCAGAACUGCUCUCAGAGCCAAGCCAGACAGAAAAUGAAGCCCUGGAGUCUGAGGACUUGUCCCGAGGGGCUGAGCAGGAUGAAGUGAGACUGGAGCUGGAGCGUUCGGCUAACUCAAACCCCGCUCUGGCACCCCGGGAACGCAAAGCAGGCUGCAAGAACUUCUUCUGGAAAACUUUCACAUCCUGUUAG